CAUCGCUGUGAUCAUGAUCGGUGAUGAGUCUAUAGUCUAUACGUGUCACCGAUAGUACUUGCCAUUUGUCACGUGUGUGCAUACAGGCGAAAAUUUUAAACAUUUUGAUAUUAUAUUUUGUACUAAGAUCAAUAUAAGAUCGACAUGAUGGCAGUAACAGUACUGUAUAAGUUUUGGUCCGAAUACAUAAAAAAUACACCCAAGAAACUAAAAAUUAUCGACGCCUACUUGUUGUAUGUAUUUCUGACGGGUGUUAUUCAAUUUAUAUAUUGUUGUCUCGUCGGCACUUUUCCCUUCAAUAGUUUUCUUAGUGGUUUCAUAUCCUGUGUAUCCUGUUUCAUUUUAGGAGUUUGUCUUCGUUUACAAGUUAAUCCACAAAAUAGAAGCCAAUUUCAUGGUAUAAGCCCAGAAAGAGGAUUUGCAGACUUUAUUUUUGCACAUAUUAUUUUACAUAUUGUUAUAAUGAAUUUCAUUGGAUAAGGUAUGCAAUUGGAAUAUAUAAUUAUAAUAGACCCACAGCAUCAUUUUCAAGAGCAAAUUAUGUCCAAAAUAUAAUUGUUUUCCUAUUUACUCAUUCUCAUUUGAAUAUGUCGCAAUUGAUUAAUAAAAUUAAUGAAAACAAUUA
Molecule: messenger RNA, 625 nt
Organism: Monomorium pharaonis (pharaoh ant)
Lineage: Eukaryota; Metazoa; Arthropoda; Insecta; Hymenoptera; Formicidae
Gene: Dad1
Product: dolichyl-diphosphooligosaccharide--protein glycosyltransferase subunit DAD1
Exons: 2
Coding region: 145-480 (111 amino acids)
Biological process (GO): protein N-linked glycosylation
Cellular component (GO): membrane; oligosaccharyltransferase complex
Source: RefSeq, a predicted model, not a curated record